UCCUGUCACUCUGCUCCUCCCGUUCCUCCUCCUUUCGGGGAUCAGAAAGUCCUCUGCGCUCAGUGGCGCACGGACGCGUUUGGAGCGGCGCGCUCGGGAGUCUCCGCUCGAUCAGAUAAAACUUCUGCAACUUAAACAACGAGACCCGCUUUGAAAGUGCACCGUCUGGACGCUUUUGGAUUUUGCCUUCUUGGUGGGUUCACUCAAUAAAGAUGUUUGUUUCCCAGAGCGCUGGCACAAUGGGCGCGUUCUGCCCCAGAUCGACAGAUUAGAGAGUGGAAAUCUUGACUCCGAGGGUGUUUUUUUUUUUUUUUUUGCACUGAGAUCUCAGCGUUUCACCACAGAUAGAGAGAAGAACAGCCAUGGAUUUGGGAAAUGAUGUGGAUUUAUCCAACAACAACAUCACACCUUUGUGGAGGCGGCGCACAGACCUCAGUGAAGGUCCCCAAGACUUGAACAAACUCAAGCCACGACCUGCGAGCUACCACGUAAACGGGGUCACGACUGCAGACUUCCCUGCGGGGGACGAUGGACGCUCCUUCACCUUGAGCCAGCCGGCCCAGCCUUUAAAUGCAAACACUGUGGUGUUAAAGCAUGUUUUGCACAGACCCUCGGAAAAAAAGCGCAUCGUUCGGAGCAUUAGCAUUGGGCGCCUCUACAAUGGACGCUUCUCGUUGUCCAAGUUUAGGGCUGAGGAUAAAAGCGCUACACUGGACAACAGGGUGUGUAAUGGAGGUAGCAACAGAAGAAAUAACCAGAAUGGAAGUGUUUGCUCUGAAAAUCAUCACCAGGACAUGCAGAGGUCGACCACAAACCCUCUUGAUCUUGACUUGGAGAAAGACCAUAUCUCCUCUGGGACAAAUACACCCUCACCUGAAACUCCUACCGACAAUUGUUCUUCACACGUCCAUUCUCCACACUCGCCAAAUAACUACCACUACGAGCUGUCUUCACAGUCAUCGGCAUCCAGCUCCUCAUCUCCAGGGUAUGGUACCCUCACCCCCUCUCACAGCUCCUCUUCAAGCAUCCCCUCCCUUUCAUCUUUAACCUCCUCAGACCCUCCGACGCCCCGCUCCCCAUCGCCAGCUGACAGAGGGAAUUCAUUGCAGUCUCAGACAACCUCCCCAGCAUCCUCAUACGACACCCUGUACGCCUCCUCCUCUUCCUCCAGCUUCUCCACAUCACCGUCGCUUUCCCCAACUGCAUCCCCCUGUCCCACCAUUGUCCUUAGCACUAACAGCCCUGCUGCCUUGAAGAUGGGCACCCAGCAGCUUAUUCCCAAAGGACUGGCAUGCGGUAUCCGACAAACCAAGGCGCCUCCUACUGGGACCCAACGGCUGGGAUUGGACCAUUCCAAACGAGCAAUGAAAGUUCUUAGCAUGGUGGAAGCAGGAGGUUACUUUUCUACCGGAGGGGGCCACACCGAAGAGGCAGAGGGAGAGAACGAAAGCCCAGGGGCAUUACGGAGAGGUUUGAGGAGUACGUCUUACAGGAGGGCAGUUGUGAGUGAAGUAGACAAGGACGUUUCCUCGGUUGAGUUAAAGAUGCCUGUCAUGGAAGGGCUUGAAAACCCUGGUUCACCCACCAGCUCAACAAACUUUGCCACCUUAAGUCCAACAAGUGCCGAAGCACCAAAAGCUGCCAGCCCCAGGAUUUCAAAGUCUUCUAGCCCUCGGAUGGAUAAAACUAAAAGCAACAAGAAAAGCAAGAUUCCAAACAGGAAGAAGUUGACGUCUCAACGGACAUUUGACAGUGAAGAAGAGGAGCUCUACCAGAACUACCAGGAGAAGGCCCUGCAUAAUGACUCCGAUGAGGAUGCUGAUUCAAGGGGACCCAAGCCCGAUCAAGGCAUCGUUGUGCAGUACAGGCCCAUACGUACCUCUUGGAGCCAACUGAGCGUGGUAAAGAAAAAUGGUCUGGCUGACCAGCUGAGUCAGGAGGAACGCAAAAGACAAGAGGCCAUCUUCGAAUUGAUCUCAUCGGAGCACUCCUACCUCCACAGCUUGGAGAUUCUCAUCCGUAUGUUCAAGAACUCACCGGAGCUCAGUGAGGCGAUGACCAAGAUCGAACACCACCACCUCUUCUCCAACAUCUUGGACGUCUGCGAGGCUAGCAAAAAGUUCUUUAAGGAGCUGGAGGACAGACACCAACAGAGCAUAGUCAUCGAUGACAUCAGCGACAUUGUUUGCAAGCACGCCGAGUCAACCUUCGACCCUUACAUCAAGUACUGCUCCAAUGAGGUGUACCAGCAGAGAACACUGCAGAAGCUGGUCGGUGCCAAGAAUUCUGCUUUCAAAGAGGUACUGACCAGGUUGGAGGGCCACCCAGACUGCAGGAGCCUCCCAAUGAUCUCCUUCCUCAUCCUGCCCAUGCAGAGGAUCACUCGCCUGCCUCUGCUCUUGGACACCAUCUGUCAGAAGACGUCAAAAGACUCGGCACGCUAUGAAACAUGCAAGAAAGCCUUGCAAGCCGUGAGCAAGGUGGUACGGAAAUGCAACGAAGGCGCCCGCACAAUGGAGAGAACAGAGAUGAUGUACACAAUCAGCACUCAGCUGGAGUUCAAGAUUAAGCCUUUCCCGCUGGUCUCAUCCUCCAGGUGGAUGGUAAAAAGAGGCGAGCUGACUGCAUUCGUGGAAGACAGCGGCAUCUUCACGAAGCGCAAAUCCCGACACCACGUCUACUUCUUCCUCUUCAACGACGUUCUCAUCGUCACCAAGAAGAAGGGUGAGGACAGCCACACGGUCAUAGACUACGCCCUGCGGGAUCAGAUCCAAGUAGGCAGCAGUCAGCCCGAGGACGUUCACCUCUCCCCGGCCAAAAGUCCCACGAUCAUGCUGAGCUCACGGCAGGUUGGCGCAAACCAUCUCUUCCGGCUGUGUUUCCGUAGCAACCACUCCAGCGAGAAGGUGGCGAUGAUCCUCGGAACGGAGUUGGAGAAUGAGCGUGCGCGCUGGAUCAGUGCCCUGGGCCAGAAUGACAACGACGAGAGGAGACACGACAGAACCAAUGUUAUGCAGGUUGAGGUGAUAAGAACGUACACGGCGAAGCAGCCAGACGAGCUGUCUCUGCAGGUGGCCGACGUGGUGCUGGUCUCCCAGCAUGUGGACGGCUGGUACGAAGGCGAGCGGCUGCGCGACGGCGAGGCCGGGUGGUUUCCUGCAGAGUGCGGCGAGGCCAUCACGUGCCAGGCCACCAUCGAACGCAACAUGCAGAGGAUGGACCGGCUGCAGGGGCUGGAGACGAACGUGUGAGCCGCGCUGACCGAGAGACCGUCAGACUGAACUUUUUGGCUGCGGCUUCAGCACCUGCCCGAGUUUCAUCCUGUUUAGCACCGACACGGGUGGGGGGGGGGGGGGGGGGGGGGAGAGAACAAAAACAAAACCGGAUUCCUUUAAUGAGUUAUCGCUCUCCGAGUGGGUGGACGUGGGCCCUGACAGUGGGGAUAUGUCACACUGAUUAAUUCUCCAGCUAGCUGAGGAGAAACUUCACGCCCACCGCAGCCGAAGCAGCUGCUUUCAGCACGUAACAACUGUUGUUGUUAAAUUUACAAAUGUCUUUUUUUUUUUCCUCCUCCUUUUUCUCUUGUAAACGCCGUGCUGCGUAAUGAGUACAGUGGCGCUACGGGAGGUAAAGCAAACCCAAUUAGAGAGAAUCUGACGGCAGCCCGGGCGCGAGCCCCGCUAACGAGACUCCGGCCGGGCGAUAAUAGGCUUUUCCCCCCCGGUAACUUGUGUUGCUACAAGCUGGAAGUGUGUUUCAAGCAACAGCUGAGCAGAAGAUCAAAUCGAAAUCCAUAUGUAAAUACAGCUGUAAAUACUCAUAACUGAUUGGAAAAAAAAUACCCAACACAACAAAAAAACAGCUAAUUACAGCCAUCAGGGAAGAAGGGAUCUAUUACGGCAUGCAGUUGAGGAAAAGAGCCCAGUAUCUGCACUCCAACUUGCCGUUUGUCAGCGGUUAAUGUCACCCUCAUGAAUCAGACUCUUACAUUUAUGUCUCAAGCACCAUUCAUCCCUCCCCUCCUCACGCCCCAUCAAUUCUGCAGUUUGAACGGCGAGAAAUGUCACUAUUGAUGCAAGCCAGACGUGGCGGUGUACAAAUAAUCCCAUGUAUGUAUAUUUUAUGAAUGCUUGGGACGCCAGAGAAAUUGUGCGUCCGCCGUCGGUGAGACCAGACCCCUGCCUGGCCCCUGCUUUUAAUGCGAUUAUCCAGUGUGUGAGUCAUCAUUUAUUGUUGCCUGGCUAAAGGGAGAAAAAGAAAAAGAAAAUGGCCUGACCAGCGGAUGGCGAUAACACAAUUUAUCAAGCCAACAGCUCUGGACCCAACACUGAUGUUGACCACAAGCUGAGGUUUUGUUGUACAGAAGAAACCCCUCCCUCCCUCCACCCUGCCAAACGGACACACACCUCUUGGAAUCGUCGGCUUUACGUUUGCACUGAGGGGGAAAAAAAAACACAAAAAAAACCGAGAGAAAUUGAUGCAUGAACUUCUUUUGCUUCGACAAAUUCCUCCCUUUGUAACUAAUUAAAAAAGACAAAGAAAAAAAACCUGAUUUGCAUUGUAAAUAUGUACAGUAACAUUUGUGUUUUCUUAAUUACAGAUUUAUAUUGGAAGAAAAGAAAAAGCCAUUUUAAUUAGUCUCUUAAUAAAAGUGUAAUUGCUUUC
Molecule: messenger RNA, 4665 nt
Organism: Xiphophorus couchianus (Monterrey platyfish)
Lineage: Eukaryota; Metazoa; Chordata; Actinopteri; Cyprinodontiformes; Poeciliidae
Product: rho guanine nucleotide exchange factor 26
Exons: 15
Coding region: 363-3251 (962 amino acids)
Biological process (GO): activation of GTPase activity
Molecular function (GO): guanyl-nucleotide exchange factor activity; protein binding
Source: RefSeq, a predicted model, not a curated record